Molecule: messenger RNA, 912 nt
Organism: Alternaria triticimaculans
Lineage: Eukaryota; Fungi; Ascomycota; Dothideomycetes; Pleosporales; Pleosporaceae
Exons: 3
Coding region: 1-912 (303 amino acids)
Source: RefSeq, a predicted model, not a curated record
AUGGCGACGCACGAGCAGUACAUACUGCACGUCACAGCGGGCGCAACCUACGACACAUCAAAACACUCAGACGUCCUAGUCAACAGCGAAAAGCCCGUCGACAUAUCCUCCGACUUGAUCGACGUGCGCGUACACAUGCGCAUCAAAGACUACCGCGGCCUACCAGAAGGCUCCCCAAAGACCUCACCCUACUUCUCCACACCCCAACAUGCCUACGAUCGCUACUCGAUAUCCUUCUCCUUCACACCCAAACAAGACAUCGCCGGCGACAAGCUCGUCUUCGGAAACGACUUCGACCACCCGAUUCGCGACCGGUUACCGCCGCUGUUCGACAAGGCGUUUGGGGUAGUCAGGUGGUGGAUUGAUCCGGGUCUAGACGGCGAUGUCUACGCAGAUGAGCCAUACCUCUAUGGCGCGCUGCUUUCCUCGAUAAACGUCCUGCGCAUUAGUAGCAAGAAGGACGCGGACAAGCCAGCCAAGAGCGACCUGGAAGGCGAGGCACAAACAGAAGGAGACGUGGAAGUGCCUGGCUCAGACGGCGAGGCCGUUGUAUACGAAGAAGGCGCAGAUGGUGACGGUGUGGAAGUCAGGAAGAGCAAACACGUGCCCGACAGAGCCAGCGCAAGACAAAAGUUCUUCCUCACGGAGCAGAACAGGAAGGACUUUCUGUUCGAGGCCGGCAGGGAAUACAAGUGCGAUUUCUUCAACCCGUAUCUCGACUUCAAUGAGUUUGCGCUGAAGAUCGGAUAUGUGCUCAAGAACCGGGAAACCAACCAGGAGCUCUUUGUCGUGGUUAUAGAACUACUGCCGACUGAGCAAGCGAAGAAAGAGGGCGCGGAAGAUCCGAGAGAGAAGUUUGAGGAGGUUCAUGGCGGGGGGAAGAAGGAGGAUAAGAAUAGUGACCUUGAUUAG